CAAAUUACGACGAUGUGUUUGAUAUUCUGUCGAUUCGUUAUAAUUUUUUGGAUCCUAUUGCAAAUUGAGGGGGUUGUUGUUAAUGAUUCAAGAAUCCAGGCAUUACUUUUGAAUUCGUCAUUUUCCAUUGAACAGUUAGAUUAUCGGAAUAAAAAUGAGAUUCGGUCUGGCGAAGUAGCGACUCCUGAUCUUUGUAAAACAUUAAUGAAGAGAUGGUUUCAAAAUUUGAAUAGUUUAAAAAAUGGAACAUGUAAAAACUCGGAUGAUUGUCUGGACGCAUUAGAUCAGUUGGAUGCAUUCGCGAGAUAUCCGGCACCGGGAUCCCCAAAUAUUUAUGAUGGAUCUUUCCGGAAGUGUAACGAUUUGAAUGAGAAAGGAGGACAUCGGAGGAAAUAUUGUUAUUUAAUUCAGGCAGAUGAAAAAAUGAAUUGUCGAGAGGAAUAUCAUUCGAUUCUUUUUAAGCCCAACAGGACUGCUUUUGGGUUUUGUGGUCCUGAAAUCUGUCAUGGGAAAGACUACGCUUCAAUGUUUGGAAGCAUGGAAAAAACAUUUCAUUUUUUGAUGGAUAGGCCCGUCUGUGCUGCAUUUUGCACAGUUCGAGAUAUUCCAAAAAAACUUCAAUUUUAUUUUUUCACAGCUUUCUUGAUAAUGCUCGGCAGUGUUGUUUUCUUCUCGUCGCUGUAUGAUUAUGUUAGAGACACUAGAUAUCGCCUGAGCUCCGAGUCUGAAAAAGUUUUCGGUCAACGAAUAAUAUUAUCAUUUUCUCUAUGGUCCAACAUCGAAUUCAUAUUUCAAGAUAAACGGCCCGAUUACAUUAGAAGUCUUGAUUGCAUUCGAGCUAUCACUUUUACAUGGGUUGUCGGUCAGAAUGUUGUUGGUCAUUUGGGAUUUUAUGAUGAUAAAAUUCGUGUAGAUCCAUCCAAAAUUUCCUUGGCAAGUUCAGCUAUGUCUAGCCUUCUUCCGAUAUACACGUACCUUUUUAUGUCAGGACUCACAGUAUCAUAUACAUUCUUAAAAGGAAAACCAUCACUUGAUGUGCUGAAACAACCUUUUACAUGGCUGAUUUUCUUUUUCCACAGGUGGAUCAGAUUGACAUCUGCACUCAUGGUUUUUAUUGGUUUUUUCGAUGCCUACGGAAAGUACAUUCAAGGCCCUUAUGAUGCACUCACCGGAUAUUCCAUGGUUACUCAAACAGAUCUAUGCACAUACUGGAUGGAUAUAAUUCAUAUCAGUAAUUUUGUAGCUGUCGAUGAAAUGUGUUAUCUGCCUGCUUGGCAUUUGGCAGUGGAUUUUCAGUUUACAAUAUUUGCUCCAUUUUUUCUGUUGGCAUUCCAUUACUCAACAGUUUUAGGAACAAUUCUUGCAAUCAUUGCAUCACUUAUCGGCUCGGGACUGACUGUAUUUUUCUUUUUACAGAAUACAAUUCUGAAUUCAGCAUUUACCGGGGACCACGUACAUGACGACAAGCUGGUUGAAAUCAUUCUUUCAAAACCGUGGAAUCAGAUGGCUCCUUACAUGAUGGGAAUGAUAGCUGGAUGCAUUUUGGGGAAACAUUCUGGAAGUAAAAGAAUUAUACAUCCAGUAGCAUCUUCUAUCAUUUGGAUUAUAAUCACAGUUCUUGGAUUGGUAGCUCUAAUUUUCGGACACUUUGGCACAAGUCAGCUGGAAAAAGCUCUCACCAACGUUUCUACUCGAGCAGUUUGGUCAAUAUGUCUUAUGUGGAUUAUAAUUUCCACUGAAUUGAAAUCGGCCGGUCCCAUCGGACACUAUCUCGAGCAUCCGUUUUGGCGUCCCUUCGGAAAAUUAUCUUUCUGUGCAUUUAUUGUUCAUCAUAUGCUGCUAUAUUUUUUAUUCAAUAUACAAGAAGAAGCGCCUAAGUACACGAGUUUCUGGCACGAAUAUUUCCACUACACCAUUCCGAUCGUCAUCUAUUCAUAUUUCCUGGCUUUUUUCUUGAGCGUCGUCGUUGAAAUCCCAAUUUUAAGAAUCGACAGACUAAUUAUAGACCAGUUUGUUCCAGUAUCAAAAAUUGAGAAGAAGACAGAUGUAGAAGAAGACGAUAGUUUCAAGGAUACCAGCAAUAGAAGCGACAAUACUGAUGGAAGUAGCAAGAAAAUUAAAAAGAGCCCAGAAAAUCAAGAAACUGAUUACCAAUCAAGAAACGCCUAUUCACCUAAUGAGCCUCUUCUGGAAAAUGAUCUUUACUAAAUAAUGUAUUUUUUAUUUAUUGCCCGAAAUAAACAUAUGUUAGCUA
Molecule: messenger RNA, 2254 nt
Organism: Caenorhabditis elegans
Lineage: Eukaryota; Metazoa; Nematoda; Chromadorea; Rhabditida; Rhabditidae
Gene: oac-50
Product: Nose resistant-to-fluoxetine protein N-terminal domain-containing protein
Exons: 13
Coding region: 13-2208 (731 amino acids)
Molecular function (GO): acyltransferase activity, transferring groups other than amino-acyl groups
Source: RefSeq, marked reviewed